Molecule: messenger RNA, 6804 nt
Organism: Drosophila rhopaloa
Lineage: Eukaryota; Metazoa; Arthropoda; Insecta; Diptera; Drosophilidae
Gene: Elys
Product: protein ELYS homolog
Exons: 8
Coding region: 160-6552 (2130 amino acids)
Molecular function (GO): protein binding
Source: RefSeq, a predicted model, not a curated record
GGAAAACCUUUGACUUGCGAAUUUAAAUGGAACGUUAAUCAACACUGAGCUGGCCAGCGUGCGCACCAGGAAAACGACAUCAAAACAACCGUUUUUAAAUGUCAAAUCAAACGGCAACGCCGAUUUGCUGCGCCAGACCGCAGGCACUGAACAGUAGAUAUGGAGUGGCAUGAAGUGGAGCUGGAUGGCAGCCGCACGGCAUCCUUUCCCGAGCGCACCGUUCCCGGAUUUGGACAGAAGCCGGCGGAAACCGACGACUACCUGGGCGGCAUCAUCCGCAACGGGCAGUGGGGCUGGGUGACCUGUCGGUACGCGAACGACGCCACCCUGGUGGUCUGCACCAUGUCCACCGGUGAGUGCAUCUCCUGGCACUGCUUCUGGAGCGAGUCCGCCGACGAGGGACAGGGACAGCGCAGCAGCAUCCGUUGUGUGGAGGAGAUUUUUCCAGGCCGGUCCGAGCUACCGGCGUUGCUGGCCGUCUGCCUGGAGUCGUGGGACAGCGGGGAGCGCCAGCCCGACAACUGCCCGAUGACUAGCACGCAGGUGCUCAUCUACUCAAUCGCUUCCGGCCAGGUCCUGCGCAGCUUUGACCUGCAGGGCCUCCACUGCAGCGCGCUGACCUUUCUCGACGAAAGCAUCUGCAGCGGAACACGACUGAGGCGAUUCGACGGCUGCCUGGCUGUGGCUUCCGAUGAAGGCAUUGUUCUUCUGGUCGAUCUCAACUUCGGUAAACUGCUGGAGAAGCGUGGCCCACGCAGUCUCGCCAUCCCCAGGGUCGAAGGCGAGCCGUCCUACGGGGAGCUGUACUCCGUUCCUUGUGAAGAGGCCGGGCACCAUCGGGUCGAAGCCCUGCUGAACGAAUGUCGCUCCAAAGUGGCUCAUUUGGCCGUGCGGGUGGAUGUGAGCCGCAACGGAAUUCGAAGCCUAAUGGGCAUCUGCUUUGCGCCCGGCUUCGCCGCUGGAGUCGAGAAUGGUCGUAUCGUCAUAUACGACCUGGUUCGUUUCCACGUGACCACCACGCUGCAUCCGCCGGAAAAGAAGGGAUGUGUUCACGGGCCCGUGGAGCGAAUGUGUCUUGUCAUGCCGCCGGACGACCCCAAGCCAUGCUUCUACAUUAGUGGAUUGUACCAGAGCGCCGAUCGCCUUCACAUGGUGCUGCACUCAGUCAGCUACAGGCGCGUGGAACAGGAGGGCGACGGGUUCCGCUUCGAGCACUUUCAUUCCAGUUCUGUGCGAAACCACCAACUCUUCGACAGAGGCAUCUGCUCCGUUAUAGCCUGCACCACGGCGUCUACCUUCAGCUUUGCCGGCGACAGCGGAACGCUGCUGAUCAUCCUUUCUUGGUACUCGCACACAGAUCGCAAAAACAAGCUCGUCCUGUUUGAUGUUAACCAGUGGUACAAGGAUGAGAUGCCCGCUUGCCUGCGGCAAUACGAGAUUCCCCACUACGUGGCCGGUUAUAUCCUCAGUGGUCUGCCCACGGGACUGGGAUUGCAGCUGCGAUCCAACUCCAUUAUGCACUAUGUCUCGUUGCAGCGCUAUGAUGAGCACUUCUAUCCCGAUUCACUGACCUUCGAUUGCACGCUGCUAACACCAACUGGCAGUCGGUACUACGCCCAGGACGGAGUACAACAUCGUUUCCUGAACGCCCUGCGCUGGGAGCGCGCCACGCUCUUCCUGCGUCCUCAAGCCUACCACGAGGACAUUGUCCGCCUGCGACUCCUCCCACAGUUCUGCGAGCUGAACCCCAACGCCACGUUCUCCAAGACUGCUAUGUACGAAGUCAUACUCUCGGUGGCCUUGGAGCACAAGUGCGUGGCCCUGCUGAACGACUGCGCUCGGAGUUGGUUGGACGGGAGCUUUUUGUGCAACAUGCUCGAUCCCACGGAGCUCUCGCUGGGUACGCUGACCAACUGGAUCGUGAGGCGCGCCGGGCAGAUCAAGACGCGCUGCUCAGAGCUUUGCCAGGGCAUCUUCGACUACGGUGGUUACUCACUGGACGAGCGGGAGCGGCGCGAAUUCCAGGUGCUUUCCGCCCAGCUACGUGAGCUGCUGCGCCUGCAGUCCUACAUCGUCGAACUGGGCAAGCGCAGGCUGACGCCGUCAAUGCUGGCCGAGUGCAAGACCAGCGAGCGAGCGCUGCAGACAGUGCACGAGUACCAGAGGGUGCUUUACUGGUUCAUCGAGCAUGGCCUCCUGCCUGAGGGCCAGCACGAGGAUCAUCGCGAGCACCGGGAGCAGCCGCUCGUCCGUCUGCGGCACUUCUAUUCCGAGAGGCGGGCGCAGCGCAAGAGCCUAUACAUCGACUCCCUGGUAGAGCACACCUCCCUUACGAACGCCUAUCCGCCGGACUCUCUGCACGCCCUGCUGCUUGUGAUGCUCGCUCCGGACACAGAGGUCGCCUGCAAGCAAGCGCUCGUCCUGUAUCUGCUGAUGGACCUGGACCCACGGCUGGGCAGGCGCUUCCAGACUGCUUUCCAGCUGGGCGAAGAUCUGGUAAAGUCUGUGAGGUCCUUCUGGUGCUUGGACCGCGGCGAUUACGAUCAAUGCGUCAAGGAGCUUUACAAGGAUCCCGCCCCUGCCAGCAACUACGAGCAGUGGCAGAUGCGACUGCUACUCGAGACGCUGCUGGAUGGCGGCGCUGUCAAGGCGGCCAUGCGCGUGGCCAGCCAACCGCCCGGACCGCUGCCUCCGUCGCUUCACAUGAGCGUGCUCCUGGCCAACGAAAGCAUGCCGGAGGCCUUCCAGAUCGCCCGCCUCUAUGACGACGAGGAUGGGCAGUCGCUGCUGGAGCGCUUCUUCCGCCACUGCAUCGGACGCGGUCGGUUCAAGGUGCUGGCUGAGCUGUGCUUGCGAGGGCCAGAGGAGCGACUCUUGUACCACCUGCUGCGCCAGUGCCGCUCGCGCCAGGCGGAGUGCGUGCAGCUGAUCCUGCUGCUGCAGAAGAGCAAGUUCAUUGAGGCUGUUUCCUUCAUGGAUGACGUGGCCGCCGAGCGGGAGCGGGAGGACGAGUCUUCCAGUACCAUCAUCUCUGCCUACCGCUCUACGAUGGCACCGGUGGCGCAGAACAUUGCCGGCACCUACCUCCGCAUCCGCGACACUCUGGACGGCCUGGAGGAUGGUAAGAACGGCGGUCUCCUGCAGCCCUUCAGUUGCCAGCUGGUCAAGCAGAACGCCAGCGGCCAGGUUGGCGGCAUUUUCCAGAGCUCCGCCGUCAGUGUCCACUGGGCAACGCACUUCGAGGCGCCUCCAGUCUUGCCACGCGUUCCAGUCCCCAACAAAAUAGGCUAUACCAACAUUCCCUUCCUGCGGCACGCGCAAUACGGACUCUCGGAGCUUCCCCACCGGCGGCACACGGUGCGACCCGUGCCCCACCAGGUAGUGGAGAAGCGUCAGCGGGAGCAGGAGGAACUGCGACGGGAGGAGCGGCAGCAAAGGCAGCAGCAGUACUCGCUGCAGCCCCGCAAACGCCGUCGACUGUUGGCUGAGCAACUGGUGGAUGAUGUACAAGGCCAUGUGAGGGCCAUUCUAGACAAUAAGGUGCAGGAGUCGGAGAUGGAGGAUACCGAACGCAGUGAUGCCAUUGAUCUGCUGCAGCCACCGACUUUCCUUCAGGCGCGUCAGCCGGCGACACGCCAAAGCAGCAGUUCGCCCCAGGCGAUUCUCACGAUCCUUAAGCGACACUCAGCGCUUGAGGCGGUGGCAGGCACUUCGCCAGUGGCCACAUCCACUACGCUGGCAGAGCCCAAGAGGUUCCGCUUCAUGCCCCCCAUUCCCCUGCGAUUGGACGGAUCGAUGGAGGUGGACAGCGAGGAGGCGGCCGAGGAGGAGGAAGAAGGGGAGGAGGAGGAGGAGGGGACCGACGAGAUCAUCGUGGAGAUCGAGUCGAGAAGCGAGCCGAGGAGCGUCUGCAGCGUCGAGUCCGAUGAGGAUGAGGAGUUCCUUUCGCCGUUGCCCUCGGCCAAUGUGUCGCUGGUCAACCAGUUGGCAGAGCUACCACGAGAAUCCUCUCGACCCGUGCUCCCACCACCUGGCCCACAGCCACGUAGCUCACUACUUUAUGGAAAAACCGGAUCUGGAAUCGGAAUCGGGGUCGGAAGUGGAAGUGGAUUUGGGGCUGCGACUGGAAGCGAACGCAGCAGCGGGUUCGGCAGCUUUGCUACCGUCCAACCGACGCAGACGACCUCACACUCCCAGUUCGUGCCCACCAUCUGCUCCUCGAAGAUGUGCGAGACGCAGUCGCAGGUUUUCUCCAGCGGCAGCUCUGUGGUGAAGAUCUCCGAGCGCACCACCAUCUGUGGAGAAAUGGAAUCAACCGACCUGGGUCCAGAGUUAACAACCGCAGUCAGUUCGCAGUGGUCUCUGCCUGCAGCGCGUCCGGCCGUCGCGGGAUUCCAGAUGCUGGACACCACGCUGGGCAUGUCCACCUACGACGUGCCGUCGCUUGAGCAGCAAGAAAACCAGGACGAGGACCAGGAUCAGGAUCAAGAGGAGGAACUGAAGCUGGGGGAGACGCAGGAAGUAGAGGAGCUCGUGGAACAGAACAAUCAACAGGAUGAGCAGGAGCGUUCGACGACCGGCUACCCGCUGGCGUUCCUCAGCGCCUCGGAAGUACCUGCCCAGGAGCCCCUUUCCUCGCCCACCUACAGCCUAAGCAGCGAAGAGUCUGACAUGUCCUCGGCCGCUGGGAUCCAGAGUCCAUUGAUGCCGACCCUGCAGAACGACGACCCCAUGUACUCCAUCGUCGUGGAGUCGACGGGCUCUAUCACCACGUCCCGAUCGGUAACGCACACGCCCACCUCCUUCCUGCCCAGCGACACUAACGUCUCGCAGACCUCGAGUCCGCGGGCACCACACGGCGGUGACGGAGAUGGCUCGCCGAUCUCACUGUACCGCGCCAAUAGCCUGGAAACGGUUGAUGACCUCGACACCACGAAGGGUUCGCUGGAGGAGGAGGAGGAGUAUGACGAGGAUGACUGCGUCAUUGCACUGGACGGCACUGAGGUGCGCGGCUACGUCGCCCGUCCCCAGCAAACGACGGCCUGCAGCAGUGCCGAGCUGUUCGCCUUCAAGGAUGACUGUCCUGAGGAGGUGACGAGCGGCCCUUGUCCAUCUCUCUCGCUGGGCGCCACGGUCAACAGCGACUCGGAGGUGGCCGAGACUAUUGUGCUGGAUAGCGAUGAGGAGUCGCAUAAGGCAAAGGAUCGUCAGCCGGAGCAGGAGAAAGCAGAAGAGUGGCCGAUGGAAGAGGAGGCCGCUAGCGACGAUUCUGUGGCCACAGUGGCCUUCAGCGAGCACAAGCAGCCGCUGGCCGAGAACGAUGUGGAAGUAGAAGUGGUCCAGGACGUGGAACUGUUGCAGAAGCCCUUGGAGGAAAUUCCUGAAGAGGAUGGUGAGGAGGUGGUCGAAGAGAAGGUCGAAAAGGCUGUCGAACAGGAGGUCGAAGAGGAGUUUCAACAGGAGGUUCAACUGGAGGUCGAACAGGAGGUCACUCAGGAGGUCGUACAGGAUGUCGUACAGGAGGUCGUACAGGGGGUCGUACAGGAGGUCGUACAGAAGGUCGGACAAGAGGUCAUACUGGAGGUUCAACAGGAGGACGAACAGGAGGUCCAACUGGAAGUCGAACAAGAGGUCGAAAUGGAGGUCAUACUAGAGGUGGAAGAGGAGGAGGCCAAAGAGAGUCCCGAGGCGGAAUCCAAACAUGAACCAGAAUUGCCAUCUGUCCAGGAAGAAGAUUCGAGGCUGAGUCUAACGCUAGUAUUCUCCGAGGAUGAGGAGCAGGCGGCUCCGCAAACGACACGUUCCCUGCGACCUCGACGCUCCUCCUCGGAACAGCGGGAUAGUCCGCGUUCCCUGCGCCCGCGUCGCGACUCCGCGGAGCACAAGGACAGUCCGGCUCCGUUAGCUGGCCUCAGGAUGCGUCUGCGUAGUAAUGACGCCCUAACCGCGUCACCCUCUUCGGCCACUCCGCCCGUCUCCACGCCCAAGCGCCGCACCCUGCAGCACAAGCACGUGCUGGAGGUGAUCGACGAACAGAGCUCCCUCAACUCUUCGCUGCCGCGCACCCGCUCGCGCUCGCGGCUCAGCAUGGACUUGGAGACGCCCAACUCCAGACCCGCCACGCCAACGAACAAGGCGCGGGGCAAGAGAGCCACCUCGCUGGCGCCCACAACGCAGAUCUCCGGUGCCCGGCGUUUAUUGCGCGGUAUUAGUGAGCCGCCUGCCGCGGUCUCUUUGCCGCUCGACCGAAAACGGAGGAGUGUGAGGUCGCGCAAGUCGAGUUCCAGUGAGCCAUCCCCGUCAGCUUCUUCGACCCAGGCGGAUGCUCCCGCUUUGGUUUCCGAUUCAGCGGAGGCGGAACCAGAGGCGGAGGAGAAGAAGCCUCGUCUUCGACGCACCGCAAGACGACGCGUCUCAGAGAUUAGCGAUCAGUCGGCAAACGCCACUGCCUCCGAUGCCUCAAGCUCUAGGACCAGCUCCAACUCGAGUUCCAGCAUUAGAAACCGGGAGCUGCGUCCGCGCCUGCGUCGCAACCAGAAGUCGGAGGAUUAGGUCACCAUAGUCAAAAAGUGCAUCCGUCAUGGAGGGUAUGUGGGAUACAUCAAGCUCAAUUUUUAUCUCUCUUUUCGACAAUACCAAGAACUUUUAGGCGACAUAAAAAGCACUUUUCAGCAAACCGCUGUAAUCAUUUUGUUUUGUUCACGUUAACUACCAAUAUUAAUUGGCCUAAGUUCCAAAUUGAAAAUAAAUAAGUUGAAGUUAAAAAAAGUUUAAAUAUUUUUGCAAAUAUAUACCAUGAAUUGA